AUGCUUGUAUCUAGCAUCUGGUCCGCACUGAAUGUGACGUCAUUCGGCGGGAAUAUUGGUUCUUCUACGUGCUUUCAUAUACACCAGUUUGAAACCAUUACGUUGCAUAGUCUUUUCAAGGCCAGUGGUAAUCUGCCGUCAAAGCAGCAGAAUGGGGUUGAAAUUAUUGAAGAUUAUGAUGAUGGCAGCAUUUUUUGUAAUCUUUUGAAAAAGGCAGGAGUCCAGUUAAAAGCUAGUAACCAUAGCAAUGAACUUUGUGUGGAACAUAUUGAAUUCUAUAAAAAGCUUACCAUUUAUUUGAAACGGCAUGAAAAUUACCCACAGGUGAUUGACGACUUUUUAGAAGGUGUACAGCAGUACAUUGAAGAUAGAAGCAGGUUCAAACAAGUGUUGUUGCCUUGUGUUUCUACAGCAGAAGAUAUCAGUUCCAGAAACAAACAACAAGCCUGUCUGAUACGUUUAUUAUUGAAUAUUGAUUUACUCCAGCCUAAAUUGAUAAUUCUUUUACUUGAGAAAUUACCAGAAUUUAUGGAUGAUGAGCCUUUAUUUGAAUGUGAUGAGAACAUGAACAUCCCACGUCAAGUUCUGGCACAGUUACAAUGGCUUGACCAUAUUGAAGAUAUGACUGCUCUUCGGGAAAAACUUUUAGAAAUUCUUAUGGUCACAUCUUUGGAUGUUCAGCGAGAAAUCAUUUCCUGUUUACCAGAAAUCAUGGAUGUCACAGAACAUGAACAAGUUGUUGGAGUUCUUAAAGAACUCCUUGAACAAAGUCCAGUGUUGACCAUUCUUAUUCUGGAGACAAUGUCCAAUCUUGUCCUCAACAAAGACUUAUUAGCUGAAGUGUUAGCAUCAGUUUUAAAGACAUUGCCUUCUUGUAAAAUGGAAGACUUGCCUGUUGUUGUGAAAUUUAUUUUACACUCAGUGAAUACAAAGGAUGCUGUGGGGGUUUUCCAUGAAAUGAGAAUUGCCUUAGAAUUUGAUGUCACUCUUGAUUCCAUGAUUUCUUCAACACCUGUCCCCGGAUCUUCAAAGUCAGUCAAUGAUACCAAUCAAAACAAUGAGAUUCUGGCCUUAGAGUUAUUAACAAUGAAAUCAAUUCAUUCUUGUCUUCAGUUCCAGAAGUCAUUGGUUGCUCCUUGGAUAAAAGUAUUGGAGCAGGUUCUUGGUGCCAAAGAACACAAAGUUGUCGAUGUCUUCCUCUUGUUAAUCAUUCAUUCACUAAAACACACAAAAAUUGUUGAAAGUCUGUUCCGAAACAAAAUCCGAUCUGGCGAUUUCACAGAAAAAUUACUCAAGUUUACCUUUUCUCGUCAUGCCAGUGUGAUGCAAGAAUAUUUCUCCAGUGUUCUUUCAUUGGCCUUGGCUUUCAUUUGCUCAUCAGAGACUGCUAUCCAACAUUUUGCAUGCAUUCUCUACAAAAAUGCCUUUGAGAAUUUGGACCGAUUUUGUAGACAGGAAAUUGUUGGCAAUCUGGUGACUCAUAUUGGUUCUGGAAUGACCAACGAGAUGGACACAGCAUUGGAUAUUUUAGUUGACCUGUCUGAAUCUUGUUUGGAUCAGAUAGCACCCUUUGCUAUCUUUGUUAAAGGGUUACUGGACUACACAGAUCAACUGAAAAUGUCUCAAAUCAGAAAAGUCUAUUUUGCAAUUAGCAAGCUAGCUUUUCAUUCAGACAAAGAUGGCGGACGAACAAAGAAUGAGCUUCACAUUGUCAUCCGAAAACAAUUAAUGAGUAAUAAAUUACGCUACAAGCAAAAUGGAAUAAUUGGUGGAAUCAUGUUGAUUAAAAGUGUUAUUUCAUCAAGCGAUCUCAAUGUGACGCCAGAGAUCUUGACCGAUGUUCUUGGACUUUUGGAAUUAAUGAACACCAGCAGCAAGAAUAUGCCAAAAGCUCAUUCCCUUUUCAUGGAUGAAUUAUCCAGUAUGAUCCACCAGACGACUUUACACCAAAAAGUAUUAGAAUGGCUCAGUGACAAAGUAAUCAAUGAUUUUCAAGACAAUUAUGUUGUGGAUUUAGAUAAAAACUUCCUCACCAGAAAUUCUUUUAUGCCUUUGGAUUUUCAAUUUGGUCUGGAUGAAGAUGUUGGGGAAAAUAUUGCACUCAAUAUCCUACCACUUUUUGAAAAUGCAGGUGGUGUGCAAACGAAAAAUAUUUUUGAAGAUGAUGACAGUGGUAAGAUUUCCCCUUUGUGUAUUGUUCCAACUUUUCGGCUCCUUGCUUUGUGUGAAUCCCAAAGAGACGAAACUCUAGAGGACAUCAUGGCAUUAUUAGGUUGCCCUGUCUGCAUUAUGAAAUCACAUGUUUUUGACAAAUUUGAUUGUUUGUCCAGAUCUGAGAAAGAAGUAGUUUGUGCCGUUUUGUUCUAUACACUCAAUUGGUUUCGAGAAAUCAUCAAUUUGUUCAGUUCUCAAAAGGAGGCUGAGGUCCUUGUAAAAGUGAUCAUGCGGUUACAACAUAUUACAGAAGUACAAACCAUUUUGGAGAAAUGCCUGGCUGCCACCCCUGGCUACGUGCCAUCACUUGCUUGUUUUGAUGUGGAUGAAACAGAGAUAAUUCCACCUAGCACUGACAAUGUACCUUCAACAUCUUCGACAGGAAAACGUGGAAAAAAACCUACCAAAAGAAAAAAGGGUGACAAAAGUGCAGAAGACACUUGUGAUAACACGUUGGCAGAUUUAGAAAACAGUGAAGUGAACAGUCAUUCUGAAGCUACCAAAGAUUCUUCGGAAAUUGGAAUUAAUUUGGACAACUAUUACCAGUAUUUCAGAGAACUCCACCUUAAUGUAAUGGACAUCCUGUUGGUUGGACCAAUCACAAGCAAGUCUCUUGACACACAAAUGAAUACAGAGUGUCUCCAAGACGUGAAGGUACAACCGCCCCAAGUGGAAUUCCUGCUCAAAGAUUUGAACAGAAAACUCAAACAUUCUUUGCCAACUUCAGCUAUGAGAAAGUUUUGCUUUGCCAGGGUCACAAGAAAUGAAGAUAUUGGUUUCACUUUAUUAAAUCAAAAAAGUCCCACUGAAAUCGUUCAAAAGAUAAUUACAUUGUUACCUGCCUUGUGUCAGCAGCUUGAAGGUUCCAGCGCUUUCUUUCAGGCUUUGGUAGCCAGUAAUGAUGGCAUAUUGGAUGGGCCUGGACACACUACGCCUGAAUUUCAAAGAGCGGCUUUAUGUUUCCAGUUGUUAAUAGAAAUUUUCCAUUCUUUAUUCUCAUGGAAAGAUUUAACACUUCCUGCUAAUAGUGCUUUGCUGACAUCCAUUUUGUCUGUGAUUGCUGGCCGUAUAAAAGCCAACACAAACACUAAUUUAUCUUUGCAGGAAAGCUUCAAUCUGACAGUGAAUUACAUGUACAAUUUUGGAAAUACCAUCCCAAACAUCCAGGCUGCUGUCAAACUGACAGAAUUGCUUGUCACGUUGACAGAGAAAAGAUCUAAUGAAGAAAAACACAAACCAGCGGAAUUGGCUGAAAUGUUUCUACAAAGAACUUGGCUGAAUAGUGUUGGGCAGCCAGAGAAAGGUGCUAAGUUCAACAAACAGAUUCAAAUCAUUUUAAAAUAUUUUAUAUCCUUGUCCAAGAAUCCAUUGGAUGCAAUUGGAAAAUUGACAAACGAAGCCAUUCCUGAGCUGUUGGAUUCAAGUCAAAAAGCAUCGUACAUGUAUCCAACGUUAACAGUAUCAUCGUUUCCCACAUUCUAUCGAGUGUCAUUUGCCGAGCUGGUGGCUGUUGUUAAAACGAUUUCUGCUGGCAAGAAGGAUGAAUCGUAUGAGAUUAGAAAAGAGAAAAUUCUUCAGUGGAAUUGGGCUGUGCGCAUCUUCCAUGUUUUGAUAACUUUCAUCAAAAGAUUUGAUGCCCUUGUAAACAUAGGGACAGUUUUGAAGACUGGCCGCGUCUUUGUGGAUGCUUUCACGAUUCAAGCAAUGCCGUUGUUGGACCAGUUAUAUCGAAGUCAGUAUGAGAAUAUUCAGGCAUUGUUAAAAAGCAUGCAGUUGAGCACAAGGUCUCUUCACCAUAUCUGUGGACAUUCUAAAAUUGUGAAAAGUGUGUUACUCACCAACCAAAUUCCCUUGGUCAAAAAGAGUUUGGAACAAUUAAUGCUGAGAGUGAAAGAGAUGCUGUCUAUUAACAAAUGUGAAGAAGGUUACAUGAUAGGAAUUCUUAAAAACCGAGAUUUAAUGGGAGAGGAGAUCCGUACCCAGUCAAGUACAGUAUCUCCAGCUGCUCAAGAAGCGGAACCAGAACCCGAAGAGGAAGAUGAAGUGAUGUCUGAGGAAGAAGAGGAACAGCUGAGUGAUGUGGAAAUGGAAGAAGCAGACAAGAAAGUUGAUUCAAAUGAAGAAGAACAAAAUGAAAGCUACAUUAUUGCUUUCAUCUAUCUCUUUUCAUCUCUUCUUUUUUCUCUAUUUUCGUCUAUACAUCUAUAUCUCUCUAUCUUUUCUCUCUAUUUUCGUCUAUACAUCUAUAUCUCUCUAUCUUUUCUCUCUAUUUUCGCCUAUACAUCUAUAUCUCUCUAUCUUUUCUCUCUAUUUUCGUCUAUACAUCUAUAUCUCUCUAUCUUUUCUCUCUAUUUUCGUCUAUACAUCUAUAUCUCUCUAUCUUUUCUCUCUAUUUUCGUCUAUACAUCUAUAUCUCUCUAUCUUUUCUCUCUAUUUUCGUCUAUACAUCUAUAUCUCUCUAUCUUUUCUAUCUAUUUUCAUCUAUACAUCUCUCUCUAUUUCAGUUUAUUCCUAUCUCUCUAUCUAUCCUCUGGGGUUAAGUAUGUAAUUCAUAACGUUGUGUGUUUAGUUAAAAUUCUAUCUAUCUAUCUAUCUAUCUAUCUAUCUCAAUUUGUAAAUAUUUAUCUAAAUACGUUCAAAUCUAUCUAUCUGUCUAUCUAUUAUCACAGGUGA
This is a messenger RNA of Acanthosepion pharaonis, 4887 nucleotides long. NCBI's taxonomy places the organism in Eukaryota, Metazoa, Mollusca, Cephalopoda, Sepiida, Sepiidae. The record is from the annotation of a GenBank genome assembly.